AUUCAAGAGGAAUUUGUAGAUCUUGAACUAAGUUCAUUCAGCAUAAUUUGCUGCACUAGACAGAGAUCUGAUAUCAGAGUGAAAAAGAAGACACCAUAAUGAAGAUGGCCUCCAGUAGUAGCCGCACUAGUGUCUUUGAUUCUAUUUUAGAGCAUCUGGACAGGCUUGAGGAGAUGGGGCUCCAGUUAGAUGAUGAAUUCAGGAUCGACUUUCGUCCUCAAUUGUGGGAGCUGAAGGACGACGUACGCGUAUUGCUACCCUUUGAUCUGUAUGUUACAAAUUGCAGGAGGAAGCAGGAAAUGUGUUGGGAACACGAUGUGGAGGAGAAGCGUAAUACUAAGUCCGACAGUUUGAGACUUCGUAUUAUUUUUUCGACGAUCUGGAGGGAACACGACGGUCUGUCUGCUGAGUCUGCUGAUCUUACAUAUAUUCAGUCUGGUGCAUCAAAUCUCAGUGACCUCAAAACUAUAAUUAAGGAAAAUAUCAGGUUAUUGUUUGGGACAGUAAUCCGACCAUCGUGCAUCAUCAGCUUGCUGCACCACUGCUCACUGGGAGAUCCACGACUAGUUACAAAUUUGAUUGACUCUGGUUUAGCGAGUCUGGACUGGGCUGCUCAAUGGGUUUACAAAUUUCACAAAGCUCUGCCUAUUGUAUUGAGAACCCUUGAAGCGAAGCUAUCGUUCUUGAAGAGUUUCAUUUGCUUUGCCACAGCGCAAGGCGUUGUGGUUAACCAAUUGAUAGAUCUGUUGAUCCACGCUCAAGUUGUGGCAGUCAAAGCUGCCUUUUUGAUUUCAAUAUAUUGGUUUAACAGAAACAGUGAACAAGUGUGCAAUGAAAUGGAAUCUCAAAUUUCUCGACUGAUACGCAAGGAGAUUGAUCCCGUUCAUCCCCAAGUGCGAGAAACUUAUAUCCAUGUCCUGACAGCUUCAAAGUUAUCAAGAUCGUCACACACUUUAGUGCUGGAGAAGAAUAAGCAUCUAUUGGCCAACUUUAUUGAUUGUCUCCUGUGUAAUGUUAUGGAGCUACUAGAACAUUUUCCCAGUUUCUCGGUUCUGGUGAAGGAUCAAAUGCAAAUACUCCACGAGGGAGUAAGGUUCCUGAGAAACCUCUUCGGGCGGCAGCAAGAGAAAUUCAACGGGCUACAUGAUCAAAUGAAGGAUCUUAUUGGAUUUGUGGUCUGUGAUGCAGGAAUUGUGAUUUUCUCCCUUUCAGCGACUGAAAUGAAAGAAGGUUUGGCCAAGGAAACAGAUCUUGCGCUUUUUCAUCUGGUCAAAGUGCUCAAGUUUAUUAUGGCAGAAUUUGCUCAAAUUUAUCCAUCACCAUCAUUCAGCUUUCCUUGGACCAAUGACUUGGGCUGCUUUGAUUUCCUCCUAGAAAGUCUCCAAGAACUAUCGAAUUCUGAAGCUGAUUCAAUUGAUUUCCCAAAGGAUCAUAUCCACAGAGUGCAAGAGGAUCUUACGUUCUUAAGAUCUUUGCUCAAGAAUAUUGUCGGGCAGCGCAACCAGAACGUAAAACUCCAAGCUCUUUGGAAUCGUGGUAUGGAGGUGGCCUAUAAGGCAAAGUUACUCAUCAACUCUAUUGUAUUUGGGGAUAAAUCUGAAUGUUUGGAUACCCUUGCUGGAGAUAUUGAGCUGAUGAGGACUGAGGCCCUUGGAAUCUGUGACAGCCUCGGCCAUGGCACUGAUGCUCAGAGAGUUACCAACAAUUCAGCUGAUACGACAUCAAAACUCAGAACCCCAGCACUGAAUGAAGCUCCGGUGGGUCUUGAUGAAGCAGUAAAGACAAUCAUCAAUAGACUUACCACUGGUUCAAAGCAGCUGGAUAUUGUUUCAAUUGUUGGUAUGGGGGGACUCGGUAAGACAACAUUAGCAAACACAGUUUACAACCGUAUGCAAAAUUCAGUUUGUCGCCACUUUCAUAUUCAUGCUUGGUGUACUGUUUCUCAAGCAUAUAGCAAGCACAAUUUGUUAGCGCAGAUUUUGUGCAGUAUUCAUCAUGGUAGUCCUGGGGAAUAUCUUAACAAAGAUGAAGAUGGUUUGGCUGAAGAGCUAAGGAGGGUUUUGUUGAGAAAUAGGUAUCUCAUAGUUUUGGAUGACUUGUGGGACAUUAAGGCAUGGAAUUUGUUGGAGAGAUCAUUUCCAAAUGAUGCAAACGGAAGCAGGAUUCUCUUAACCAGUAGAAUUCACAGUUUGCCAUUGCAAUUAAAACAUGAUAGCGAACCUUACCAUCUUCGCCAACUUACUGACGAAGAGAGUUGGGCAUUGCUGCAAAAUAAACUAUUUGUCGAAGAAGGAUGUCCUCCAACACUAACUAGAGUUGGAUUCCAAAUUGCAAAAAACUGUAAGGGACUACCUCUCACAAUUAUCCUUGUUGCUGGAAUUCUUGCAACUACUGAGCAAGAUUGCUGGGUAGAAGUUGCAAAAACUCUAAGUUCUAGCACUAUUGUUGAGACUGAACAAUGCAAGAGGACACUGGAGUUGAGUUACAGUAAUUUACCAGGUCAUCUGAAGCCAUGUCUUCUUUACUUCGGAGCAUUCCCAGAAGAUAAAGACGUUCCUGUCCGAAAAUUGAUCUGGGUUUGGACCUCUGAAGGAUUUCUGCAAAAGACUGAAGGAAAGAGCUUAAAGAAUGUGGCUGAUGAGUACUUGACUGAUCUGGUCCAAAGAAGUUUAGUUAUGGUCACCCGACAAAGAUCUAUAAGUGGUGCCAAAGCUUGCCGAAUUCAUGACUUGAUACAUGAGUUUUGUGUGAAAAAAGCCAAAGAAGAAAGUUUUCUACAGAUUUCUCAUGGGGAAAAUGAUCUUUUUACUCUGACUGGACCGCAUAACCUUAAUCGACUAUGUAUUUACAAUACGGAGCCGCAGAAGCUUAAAAUGUCAAAGAAAGCUGGUUGAAUGUUGAGCUGCCGAACACUAUCUGGAACAUUCAGACAUUGAGGCAUCUAUACAUUGCAAGUGACAUCACUGGUUUUCAUUUUCCUGCUGAUAAU
Messenger RNA from Coffea eugenioides, 2989 nucleotides. Its product is annotated as late blight resistance protein R1-A-like. Gene Ontology annotation, molecular function: ADP binding. Gene Ontology annotation, biological process: defense response to other organism. Bases 99 to 2894 code for a protein of 931 amino acids. NCBI's taxonomy places the organism in Eukaryota, Viridiplantae, Streptophyta, Magnoliopsida, Gentianales, Rubiaceae. The record is from RefSeq and is a predicted model, not a curated record. The transcript has 2 exons.